AUGAGAGGUGGAGUUUCUCCAGUGCAGGCAGCCCUAACACCCGAGGCAGCUGCCACAGUGACCCAGGCAGCCAGCCUGGCAAGGCAACGUGGCCACCCUCAGGUGACCCCACUCCACGUGGCAAAUGCCAUGCUGGCAACUCCCGACGGCUUGCUGAGGUCCGCGUGCUCCCGUUCCCACUCCCAUCCUCUCCAGUUCAAAGCCCUCGAGUUCUGCUUCAACGUGGCCCUCAACCGCCUCCCAGCCGGAUGUGCUGGCCCAAUCCUUGCCCGCCACCUGUACCCUUCAGUCUCCAACGCCCUCGUGGCCGCUUUCAAGCGGGUCGCGGCCCACCAGCGCCGUGAAUCUUCCGAACAGCAGAGUUCAGUCAGAAUUGGGCUCGGGCAGCUUGUUGUUUCCAUAUUGGAUGACCCGAGUGUGAGCCGAGUCAUGAGAGAAGCCGGUUUUUCGAGCACUCAAGUGAAAUCCAACGUGGAAUAUAUGAUUAGUAGCCGUGUUGCGGAUUUUGAGGGUUAUAGGAGGUGUCAAAAAGGGUACGGCUCGCUUGAGGAUGUUUGGGGGCUAAGUAUGGUUACGAUUAAUCGUGUACAUGGUUUGGGCUUGAGUGUCGUUUCUCCAAGUGACGAGGGUUGUGCGGAAGCUAGACGAGGAGCGGAAAAUGGAAUUGGUCAUGAGGAAGUGAUUAUAGAUGGAGAGGUGAUCAAGCUCACUUGUUGUUUUGAUUGUUUGGCAAAGUUUGAAGCAGAAAAGGCGGGAAAAGGAUUGGAAAAAAGCAGCAUUUGUGGGACUAAUGAUCAGUUGAAAUUGUCGAGUUUGCCUCCAUGGCUCAAAGAUGAAGGUUCAAGACCUUGCUAUAACAGUCAUCAGGACUGUGAGUCCAUCACGGAGUUGGCCAAGAAAUGGAACUCGUACUGCAUUUCUGUCCACAAGCAACCUAGACGUUCGCAAAAAAACCUUACAUUGUCACCAUCUUCAUCGACUUCUUGCUUCUCGUUUGACCCACAUAACCCUAAGCCAUUUUCUUGUUCAACUACAAGUUCUCCUUCCUCAAGUGACAACCAUAUGGAUGCAGCAUAUUCUCAAAAAUUCAAAGAAUUCAACUCGCAAAACCUGAAUAUUUUGUGCAGUGCACUGGAGAAAAAGGUUCCAUGGCAAAAGGAAAUAAUCCCUGAAAUAGCUGGAACCAUAUUGCAAUGCAGAUCUGGAAUGUUAAGAAGAAAGUACGAGGUGACAGGCAACAACGAUGUCAAGAACGAAACAUGGCUACUCUUUCUCGGCCCCGAUGCACUAGCAAAAGAGAAAGUCUCAAGACACCUUGCUAAGACAGUGUUUGGCUCAUCCUCUAACUUCGUAUCAAUCGGAAUAAGCAGUUUCGCCUCAUCCACAAAAUCCGAUGCAUUGUCCAAGGAUCAUCAUAACAAAAGAGAGAGGGACGAACAAAGUUACAUAGACCAGUUUUCCCACGCAGUUUUUGAAAAUCCACACCGUGUGUUCUUGUUAGAAGAUUUAGAGCAAGCGGAUCACAUAUCACAAAUGGGGAUAAAACGGGCAAUCGAAAGAGGAAGAAUACAAAGCAGCACGGGGAUUGGUGAAGAAGCUAUGUUUUGUGAUGCAAUUGUUAUAUUGAGCUGUGAAGUGUUUAGACUCAGGUCAAGGGCUUGUUCUCCUUGUGGUAAGCGGAAAACAGGUAAUAUGGGUGGAGAUGGAGAAGAGAUCAAGCGCACUUGUGAUGAGCCGUUGGAUUUGAAUAUUACCUUUGAUAUUGAUGAUGAAGGUGGUGCUGUGGAGCAGUCAGUUGAUGAUCAUUUAGGGAUUCUUGAGGGUGUUGUGGAUAGAAAUGUAGUGUUCAAAAUUCAAAAAUUGUAGUGUUUGUUGUUAGUGGUGGGUAGGAGGGAAAACUAUCAAAUAUCCUUUGUAAACUUUGUUUCUUGUCUCAUAAUAUUAUUAGUGAACGAGGACGCCAUGUCCUAUGAAAUGGAGUCUUUUG
This is a messenger RNA of Striga asiatica, 1987 nucleotides long. The record is from the annotation of a GenBank genome assembly. NCBI's taxonomy places the organism in Eukaryota, Viridiplantae, Streptophyta, Magnoliopsida, Lamiales, Orobanchaceae.